AUGGAAGAGAUGCCUAGACUCGUGGCCGCGCAGAUUGACAUCGACAUUCACAAUGACGCCGCUUACGCGCCAUGGGCGGAACCACACUGCGCCCUCGGCGAGGGUCCGUUCUACGAGGCUGAGACGGACUCGCUGCGCCUCGUCGACAUCAAAAAGAAGCAGAUUCUCUACUUUCGCAACGUCAGCGCGCCGGAGAACAAGACGGCCGCUGCCGCGCCGCCCGAGGUCGUGCAGCUCGACGUGUGUCCGACCGUCACGGCCGACGUGCACGGCCUAGACCCCCGCGACCGCAUUGUUGUCGGCGUCAAGCACGGCCUGGCGAUUCUCGAUGUGCGCGGCGGCCGCGGCCAGUACGAGAUGCUGGUGCCGUUUCACGAACCGCCCAAUGAGCGCCUGCGCGCCAACGACGGCUGCGCGGAUCCGUUGGGGCGGUUUCUGCUGGGCACCAUGACAGAUUUCGGCCUGGGUUCGUUUCAGCCUGAAGGCGGCCUCUUCCUCUUGACGCGCGAAUCGGCCCAGGAAAUCAUCCCGGGGCUCACCAUCCCCAACGGCGUAGGCUGGUCGCCGGACCUGCGCACCAUGUACGUGACGCACUCGACGGAGCGCGCGCUCCUCGCCUUUGACUACGAUGCGUCCACGGGCGCCAUGAGUGGCGACGCCGGCGGCAGCAGCGGCCGCCUGCACCGCCGCCACACCGGCCCUGCCGAACCCGACGGCCUGCGCGUCGACGCCGACGGGCACGUCUGGCAAGCGCUCUACGGAGAGGGCGCGGUCCUGCGCGUCGACGGACGCUCAGGCGCGGUCCUGGGGCGUGUGACGAUUCCUACCAAGAACGCCACCUGCGUGCAAUUUGUCGGCGAGGACCUCUUCAUCACCACGGCCGCUGACGAAGACGGCGGGACGGCCGAGACAGAGAGCAGGAGGCUGGGCGGCGCCAUUUUCAGGGUGCACGUCGGCGUGGGGGGCAUGGAGCCGUUCAAGUUCAGAUUGUAA
This is a messenger RNA of Cordyceps militaris CM01, 993 nucleotides long. RefSeq names its product calcium homeostasis protein Regucalcin, putative. Bases 1 to 993 code for a protein of 330 amino acids. Gene Ontology annotation, biological process: L-ascorbic acid biosynthetic process. The record is from RefSeq and is a predicted model, not a curated record. Gene Ontology annotation, molecular function: calcium ion binding; gluconolactonase activity. The transcript is spliced from 3 exons. Lineage: Eukaryota; Fungi; Ascomycota; Sordariomycetes; Hypocreales; Cordycipitaceae.